UAAAAGAGCUGAUAAACGCCACUUGCUUUUUGGGAAAACAGGAGCUUGCAUUUCGUGGCAACUAUCUCAAUUGAAAAAGAGAGACUUUUAAAACUCAAAGAAAAAGAGAAAAAGGAGGACUUCUACAACAAAGUCGUAGAGAUCUUCGUCCAGAAGGAAAGGCGAAUGGACUUCACUUACAAGAAGGCACUCGACUUGUUGACUUCCUCUCCCCUCCCUUCCUUCCUUCUCUCCGAAGGUACUCAUCUGAAAAAUGAGAACAAAGUGAUUGUUCCUGUUCUCCUUCUUAAGUCCCUCCAAAAAAGCUCAUCUGUGGAUGGGCCGCAGCAUUGUCAGGAGGGAGCAGAAGAGCGAAACGGCAGCACGGAGCCAGGGCAUCACAGCGCUUGCUUGGAAUCAAAAUGGAAACGGCCCAUUUUUCACCAUCUAGAACUCUGUGUUUCCCAGAAGAUGCCCGUCAAGGAGACCAGCGCUCUUUCUAUUUAACCCCAUCACCGCUCAUUGUCAAGGCCCCGAAAUGUAUGUCGCCCACUGGAGACCACGACAGUCCACCGGGCCCACCUGAUUUCUUCCCCAACCACAAGGAGGGGUCCCAAAAACGGAAAAGAACACCAAUCAAAAUAGACGCCCAAGACUCUGAACAGAGAAAAGCUGAUGAAGAUGAGGAAAGUACCGUACCAAAAACAUCAAAUCUCUCCUUCCCUUCUCAACUUAUGCCUGCCUCGCCCUUGCGACCUAUCACAGGCAUGAUUGAGUUGAACAGGUUUCAUCACAGGGCCAUCCGUGUACCUGUGCAGGUGAAACAGGAGCCUCUCAGUCCGCCCCCCAUGUGGCCGGUACCUCCUUUGCUCAUCCACCCGUCAUACUUCCCAUCUCUCCAUCGCAGCCUCUUCCCGUAUCCCUUUUUCAUGCCUGGCCCCGUCAUGCCCUUCCCACCUGGCGCAUUCAACGCCCUGGAGGACGUCAGGCCUGGACACCGCAGCCGUGACAUCUCCCCUCGAGGCAGGCCGAGCGGCACAGAGAAGAUAAGUCUGGACGUCCACGUGGACGACAGCUACUAUGUGGACGUGGGCGGCGAUCAGAAGCGAUGGAAGUGUCGUAUGUGUGAAAAGUCGUACACGUCCAAGUACAACCUGGUCACGCACAUUCUAGGCCACAAGGGCAUCAAGCCCCAUGGGUGCCACCUGUGCGGGAAGCUGUUCAAGCAGCUGAGCCACCUGCACACACACCUGCUCACCCACCAGGGCAUGAGGCCUCACAAAUGUCAGGUGUGCCACAAGGCCUUUACCCAAACCAGCCAUCUGAAAAGGCACAUGAUGCAGCAUAGCGACGUCAAGCCUUACAGUUGCAGCGUGUGUGGCAGAGGCUUCGCUUACCCCAGCGAGCUUCGCACCCACGAGCUGAAACACGAGAAAGGCCAGGACAAUGUGUGCAUCGAGUGCGGCCUAGACUUCCCCACGCUGGCCCAGCUGAAAAGGCACCUGACUGCCCACCGUGGACCUACUUCGUACAGAUGUUCCGAGUGCCAGAAGACUUUCCAGUACCCGAGUCAGCUGCAGAACCACAUGAUGAAGCACAAAGAUAUUCGACCGUACAUCUGCAGUGAGUGUGGAAUGGAGUUCAUCCAGUCGCACCACCUCAAGCAGCACACGCUCACUCACAAAGGCGUGAAGGAGCACAAGUGUGACAUCUGUGGCCGCGAGUUCACUUUGCUCGCCAACAUGAAGCGUCACAUGCUCAUCCACACCAACGUGAGGGCCUACCGGUGCCACAAGUGCUUCAAGAGCUUCGUCCAGAAGCAGACGCUCAAGGCCCACAUGAUCGUCCACUCCGACGUCAAACCUUACAAGUGCAAGCUUUGUGGGAAAGAGUUCAACAGGAUGCACAACUUAAUGGGCCACAUGCACCUCCACUCUGACAGCAAGCCCUUCAAAUGUCUCUACUGUCCCAGCAAGUUCACGCUAAAGGGAAACCUCACCAGACACAUGAAGGUGAAGCACGGCAUCAUGGACAGAGGGCUGGAUGAAAGAUUGUUCAGACAAAGGGGCCGGUUCCGUCUCUCCUCUCCCAUGAGCCUCCUGGGCCCUUUCAACCAAAAGAAGCCAUUCGAUCUUUCCCAGAAGCCCCCAAGCCUCCCCGGCCAUCAUUUCCCCCAGUCUGACGGCGAGAGCGUGCCUGGCAGCUCCUGUCAGGAGGAAGAUGAUGAGAGCUUGUACAGACGCAGCCAGUACAGCCCUGAAGAGGCUCAUGGACAGGACGCCUUGGGGGGUCUGGAGGUCAGAGUGCGGGGGUCUCCAGCUCAACUCAGGCAGGAAGAGCAGCACCAGAGGGGGUCACAUGGACAGGGACACUUGAAUGCCACUUGGAGACAGGCUGUGUCUCCUUAUAAGGUCGCUCACAGUGAGUCACAUGACCCCAGUGAUGAUUCGGAGAUGGAGGAAGACACACAUUGCCACCAUCAGAAGCUUCUGGAAGAAUUGUUGGACAGGGAAGACACAUUAAAGGAAGACAAGGAAGAAGAGUGACAAAAAAAUGCAGGUUUUGCUGAAUGUUGUAUGUAGAAAAGCAUUGGAGAGGAUGUUUUACAGGCAGUGUGUGUUUUUAUUGCAUGCUCAUCAAUUGAAGCUGUGAAUAUACAUCUUGUACAUAAUCAUUUUAAAAUUGUUCUCAGGUAUUUGCAAUGUACACCAAAAUGUUAAUAAUAAAAAAAAAAAAAAAUUAAAAAAAAUCACAGCUUUUUAUUCCAUCUCCUUAAAUAGAGGGCAUCCGCGCUAAGAAACUCAUUUCUAUAAAUGAAUGCCACGCCUCAAAUAGAAGCUGCACUAACUUAGACUUAGACUUAGACAAACUUUAAUGAUCCACAAGGGUAAUUGUUCCACACAGUAGCCCAGUUACAAAGGAUGGAAAGGAUCGGGCACACAAGGGCACAAAAGAGGGCGAAAUACAAAAGGUAAAGUAAACAAAAAAUUUUUACCUUAGUAGCAAUAUAGAAUAUAACAUAUAUGUAAUAUUUACAUAUUAUGUAUACAGUAUAUAAUAUAUAUUGAUAUAUUAUUAUAUUAAAAUUAAAGUACCAAUGAUUCACACACUAGGUGUGGUGAGGUGAGCAGUGAUCAGCAGCAGUAGCCGCACCCGGGAAUACUUUUUGGUGAUUUAACCCCCAAUUUCAACCCUUGAUGCCGAGUGCCAAGCAGGGAGGUAAUGGGUCCCAUUUUUAUAGUUUUUGGCGUGACUUGGCCAGGGUUUAAACUCACGACCUAUUAUACUAUAUUACUAUAUAAUAUGUACAAUAUGUGACAAAUCCCAAUUACAAUGGACAAUAUUACAGUAGAUGUAACAGCUACAGCAUAAAAUAGAGAGUAGAUCCAUCAGAAAAUGUACAUUAUAAACAAAGAGAGGUAGCUAACAUAGAAGCGGUCAGGUAAUAGACAGAUAUCAUCUAUUGCUGUAUGGCGAGUGAUUAUACAGCUGGAUGGAGUGCGGAAUGAAGGAGUUCUUGAAUCUAGUUGGGUGCAAUUAUUUUCACUAUAAACUUUACUCAUAAUAGACGUCAUCACCGCAGCACAGCAUGUGGUAUCUAUAAAGCUGACGUUUACAGCGGACUAGAAACAAGCAAAAAUGAACAUUAAUGUUGAUAAAGGCUACAUUCCCAAAAUCGAAGCCCUAUUAAGCCGCACAUGAUUAUGUGUCAUAAUUGACGCCAUUGCCCCCAUAUACUUAUUCAAAUGUAAUUAACUUAAUUUUAGUAUCCAAAUGCAGCUGAGAUAGGCUCCAGCACCCCCCGCGACCCCGAAAGGGACAAGCGGUAGAAAAUGAAUGGACGGAUAGCAUCCUUAUUUAUUUAAUAAACUCCUGGUACUCACUGCAGUAAAUAAGCACUCCUAGCCACCAUAUUAAGCAAUAUAAUAUUUCAGUUGCACUGCUGUAAAUGACUGUACACAUGUCUGCUACUCUAAAUCAGUUGACUUGUGAAAUAAACUGUGAUUUUUGUAUUCUGUCUCACUUUUUAGUUGUCAAUGUUUUUCAAUGCGAUACUAAACGUCAAUCUGCUAAACUAAAAGCGUUUUUUUGAUUGAUUGAUUGAAACUUGUAUUAGUAGAUUGCACAGUAUAGAACAUAUUCCGUACAAUUGACCACUAAAUGGCAGAGGUGGGACCAAGUCAUUGCUUUGCAAGUCACAAGUAAGUCUCAAGUCUUUACCCUCAAGUCUCGAGUCAAGUCCCGAGUCAAGACAGGGCAAGUCCGAGUCAAGUCCAAAGUCAAGACUGGAAAGUCUCAAGUCAAGUCCCAAGUCCUGCAUUUUGAGUUUCGAGUCCUUUCAAGUCAUUUAACCACAGACUAAUAUAUUUACACAGAUUGUGUAUGCUUUUAAAACGCUGUAUUUAUUUAUUAAAACAAGUGCAUUUGAAAUUGCAGGGAAAAAGAUAGUGCUGACAUUGCACUUCAAAAUAGCACUAUUAACCAGUCAUUUUAAACAUGUAACUCAUUCCUUU
Molecule: messenger RNA, 4493 nt
Organism: Nerophis lumbriciformis (worm pipefish)
Lineage: Eukaryota; Metazoa; Chordata; Actinopteri; Syngnathiformes; Syngnathidae
Gene: znf366
Product: zinc finger protein 366
Biological process (GO): regulation of transcription by RNA polymerase II
Cellular component (GO): nucleus
Molecular function (GO): DNA-binding transcription factor activity; RNA polymerase II cis-regulatory region sequence-specific DNA binding
Source: RefSeq, a predicted model, not a curated record